Molecule: messenger RNA, 513 nt
Organism: Cavenderia fasciculata
Lineage: Eukaryota; Evosea; Eumycetozoa; Acytosteliales; Cavenderiaceae
Exons: 2
Coding region: 1-513 (170 amino acids)
Source: RefSeq, a predicted model, not a curated record
AUGGACGUCAUUGUUAAUGUUGUUGAGGAACAAACAUCGAUUACACCAAUUCCAAUGGGAGAUAAUGAAAUUCAUAAUCAAAGAUUUCUAAGAUCGAUUCGAGUGGCCAAUGGAACUGACGAUGAUGCCAUUGUCUAUACAUCGAGUGAAGGAUGUCCAUUCAGAGUUGCUCAAGAUGGAACCAUAACCCAAAACGUUGAUUGUCCAAGUGUAAUCAAUUUGGCCAGUCAGGCGACAUCAGAGUUGCAUUUUCUACCAACCACUACUCUGGUACACAUCCAAACAUUUAUUACCAAAAAGGGACAAGGACGUAUAUAUGUAGGACACAGAGAGGUAACACCAGGUGUCACCUAUCGUAUUUGUAAGAAACAUCUUGACCCUAUCCUAUCGGCUCCCUACCGUGUCUAUGAUGAAAACUUUUCAAUCAUUGCAACCAUGCGACCAUUUGCACCCACUGCAUUUAUUAAUCAUCAAUAUUUCUUUGUUUUUACUUCGACCCAAAUUUCUGGGUGA